Molecule: messenger RNA, 2433 nt
Organism: Xenopus tropicalis (tropical clawed frog)
Lineage: Eukaryota; Metazoa; Chordata; Amphibia; Anura; Pipidae
Gene: atg4a
Product: autophagy related 4A cysteine peptidase
Exons: 13
Coding region: 179-1243 (354 amino acids)
Cellular component (GO): cytoplasm
Molecular function (GO): protein-phosphatidylethanolamide deconjugating activity; cysteine-type peptidase activity
Source: RefSeq, a predicted model, not a curated record
CCUAGGCCCAGCUGUGUGCUCUAUAAGCGAUCUUGUAGCUGCCCAUGUCCCUGCAGGGCAGGCAGACCCUGUUUCAGAUUAUUUAAAGCAUGAAAAUGAACCCAUUCUUGAAUACUUGGAUCUAGAAGAACUUCCUGAUUCCGAUGAGCCAGUUUAUAUUUUGGGAAAGCAAUAUGACAUGAAAACAGAGAAAUGUAAUCUCCAGUCAGAUAUCGUUUCCCGUUUGUGGUUUACAUAUAGGAAAAAAUUCUCUCCUAUUGGAGGAACAGGCCCCUCUUCUGAUGCAGGAUGGGGAUGCAUGCUCAGGUGUGGACAGAUGAUGCUGGCUCAGGCUCUUAUAUGCCAGCACCUAGGAAGAGAUUGGCGGUGGGAGAAACACAAAGAGCACCCAGAAGAGUAUCGCCAAAUCCUGCAGUGUUUUUUGGAUAGAAAGGACUGUUGUUAUUCUAUUCAUCAAAUGGCACAGAUGGGCGUGGGAGAAGGAAAGUCUAUAGGCGAAUGGUUUGGACCAAACACAGUGGCUCAGGUCUUAAAGAAACUUGCUUUAUUUGAUGAGUGGAAUUCACUCGCUGUCUACGUUUCCAUGGAUAACACUGUUGUCAUUGAAGACAUCAAGACCAUGUGUAAGUACCAGCCACACAGCUGCAGCAUGGCGCAGGCUGCCUCCUAUCAAAGCACCUGGAGCAGAUGUAGAGACGCAUCAGGACAAAGCUCAGGAUGGAGGCCACUGCUGCUUAUCGUGCCUCUCCGUCUAGGGAUAAACCACAUCAAUCCUGUAUAUGUUGAUGCUUUUAAGGCAUGCUUUAAAAUGCCCCAGUCAUUAGGAGCUUUAGGAGGAAAACCAAAUCAUGCCUAUUAUUUUAUAGGGUUUUCAGGAGAUGAAAUAAUCUACUUGGAUCCUCAUACCACGCAGACGUUUGUAGACACCGAGGACCAGGACCAGACGUACCACUGCCAAAAAGGCCCUAACAGUAUGAAGGUUUUGAAUCUGGACCCUUCAGUAGCAUUGGGCUUCUUUUGUAAAGAUGAAAAUGAUUUCGAUAACUGGUGUGAAGUGAUAGAAAAGGAAAUUCUAAAACAUCAGAGUUUACGGAUGUUUGAAUUAACACCAAAGCAUCCCCCUCACUGGCCACCUUUUAUACCUCCGACAAAACCAGAAGUGACCACUACCGGAGCAGAACUCAUUGAGUCUACUGAUAAACUGUUUGACGUAGAAGAAGAGUUUGAGAUUCUGAGUGUUUAAUGCAAUCUCGGUCGGAUUCUGUCACCUUACGCAAGCAAGCUUUUCUAACCAGAAAGUGCCUCAGACCUCAUGGAGAGCAGAGCACAGUACCAAACCCCUUGCCAGGAUUCUGUGGAAUGAGUAGAAAACUCCAUGAGUCGAAAGGAUGGAAGGCCCCCUUCCAGUUCCUUGUGUGAACCUAUCUCAAUUUAGAGGGUAUACAUGCAAUACACAGUGUUUACAUUUUCCCUCCGUGCAUCCCAUGGGCGGUGAAUGGAGAUAGCAGUGAGACACUUGCGAUGUAGUACAAGUAAAGGUUUAUGCAGUACUUUACUAGCUGCAAGCCUCCAAAAGCAUACCUUUUUUAUAAAUCAUUGUUUUUAACAUGUUAAAUGCUGGAUAUAUUUAUACUGUAUAUGUAUUCUUUAUGUGUGAGCUAAUACCAUCCCUGCAGGGGAGUUUUCAGUGUCUACCAAAGGGCUAGUCAUUAUGCAGCCUUUUAACUGGUGGUGUGCUACAGUAAGUGCCAUCAAUGGCUGAAUAUGGUUUGAGUAGUAGUGCAACAACAGCAGUCAUGGGAGUAAUGGGAAUCCAUGCACUAACGUCUCGUACUAACUAUUAUUUUUACUAUAACUUCCAGAGGACCUUCAGUCUUACAGAAGGCUGUGUAAAGCUGUAUUACAGAUGUCUGCGCACAGCCUGUAUUGGUUCAUUUAACUGUUGCCGUUUUAAGUCAUUUUCAGAAACCGUUGUUAUUGUUGUGAUGGUUUAUUUCACUUUUGCCAAGUAGCUUACUUGCACACAGUGGUAUGGGCAUAAGGAAAAUAGAAGCAUAUCUUAUACUUCUGGACUUACUCAGUGUAACCCUAAGAUAUGCCGUAGGUUAUCAGAACAGUUAAACCAUGUAAACAACAAGCAUGGUUCAUUCACAGUUUCCUUCCAUAUUUAUACUUAUAGGUAAGUGUAAAUGCCCUUUUUUAAAGCCGCAUGAGGGCAUUGCUAGAUAGUGUUAUCAUUUAUUUAUUUUGAAAUCUGAAUUUAUACAACAGAUUUUCUCUAGUAGCACUUUUGCCUUUAGAUCCAUUCAAAAGCAUUAUGGUGGCAUUAUACAGCUGUUGGUUUUGUUAGCCAGCACUUCAGUAUUGUUGUUUUCACUCUCACAAGAACAAAUCUGCCACUGAUUUUUAAUAAAGGAAUAAUGUUUAAAUUGA